AAAGCCGCCGAGUUGAGACUGCAAGUGGCACAGUCUUGGAGUGACCGCCGCGGUCGUCGUACAGUUACUCGGUACCACUCGAUGCCGUUAAUUGACGUACCAUUGGUACUUGUGCUGUGCCGGUGAUACAAGUGAUUAGUUUUGGGUGCUUAAAAGCGGUAAACAGAUGGUUCAAACCGGUAGGUGAUUGGCCGAAAAGACGAGGUACUUGGAUGGUACCACUUAACACAACUGGUACUUUUGGCCUUUUGGACGUUUAAUGGUACGCAGCGCCGCAAAUAAUUAGCCUCAAGGUCUUACAAUGGAGCAGCUCGUGGCACCUCCGCUACCUCCGAAGACUCGGUCCCCUCCAGCCUCCACGCCGGUACAACACUCGCUGCAAAGCUCUCAUUCUCCCAGUCACGUCGUCAAGAUCCGCAUCAACCCCACCGAGGAGGUGUCAUGCCCGCCGUGCAUCCGCAUCAGCGUCAACUCCUCGGAGAUGAUGUCCCGGCCGUACUUUUUCUACAACGUGAUGUCCAGCGGCCAGACGUCGCCGAGUGACACCCUGGACUCGGGCACGUGCAGCGACUUGGACGGCACGCCGCCCCCCAAGAAGAACACCUCGGUGACGCUCAUCCAGCACCAGAGGACGGCCUCGCUGACGGACAGCGACAACGACUCGUGCGACUCGGGCAAGGCCUCGCCGAAGCCGCUGCCCCAGACGCUCCUCCAGGACAUCCGCAAAAGUGUCGUGGUCAAGAGCUACGAGGAGCGCAAGGAGGAGCAGAAGGAGGUGAAGCCGAUUCUCGACACCGAUAUGUUCUACAAGUUUCAUCUGAAUGAGCAUGUGAGUGAGGACAAUGAUGUGCCGAAAGUCGUCGAGGACGAGACUUUUGCCGGGUAUAAAGACCUCCUCGGAGACGGUGCCGCGACCAUUAGGAGCGCUAAAGGGACAGUAAGGGGGGUCAAAAACCGGGUCAGAGCGGGAAUUGCCACUUUCCUUCAAAUUAAUUCCGUUGCGAAGAAUUACAAAGAAAAGGACGCCGGCAAAGUGGUGGUGUACACGACGACGAUGGGAAUCCUGAGAGAGACGUACCAGGCGUGCAUGAAAGUCAAGCAAAUCCUCCGCACCCUUCUUAUCAAGUUCGAAGAACGAGACGUCUUCAUGAGCACCGAAUACCAGAACGAGAUAAGGGAACGCAUGCGUUGCGACCAAAUACUCGUGCCACAGGUGUUCGUCGACGGGCAACACGUUGGGGACGCCGAGACAAUAGAGAGAUUAAACGAAUCCGGGGAGCUGAGGAGAAUAUUAAAACCUUUCAAGAGUAUGGACGCAUGUACGACCUGCAAGGUUUGCGGUGGGUACAGGCUUCUGCCGUGCCAGGUUUGCAACGGUAGCAAGAAGUCGGUCCAUCGAAAUCACUUUACAACCGAAUUUGUGGCUCUCAAAUGUAUGAACUGUGAUGAAGUCGGUUUAGUCAAGUGCAGUGCAUGCUAAGUGGAACCCCCGGGAACUCCGGGACACCGGACGAAACAACAUGCCAUAGAUCGAGGGUCCGACGUGGUGACAACAGUGCAAUUUUGAUAAUCUUAAGGCUUAUACCGAUACGACUUAUUUUAACUAGACUAGGUAAUUAACAUUAUUAUAGGUUUACUCAUUUGUAUAAAUGUUAUUUUGUGUUGAAUAAAACGCAAAAAUAA
Messenger RNA from Tribolium castaneum (red flour beetle), 1683 nucleotides. RefSeq names its product glutaredoxin domain-containing cysteine-rich protein CG12206. The transcript is spliced from 5 exons. The record is from RefSeq and is a predicted model, not a curated record. NCBI's taxonomy places the organism in Eukaryota, Metazoa, Arthropoda, Insecta, Coleoptera, Tenebrionidae. Bases 302 to 1480 code for a protein of 392 amino acids. Gene Ontology annotation, biological process: sensory perception of sound.